AUGGAUAACAUCAAAUUGAUCCUCAUCGCCCGCCCUUCUCUGGCGCUCUUGACCCUCGCUGUCGCUUCAGCCACCGUAUACUGUCUUGCUCUCGCUAUUUAUCGUCUCUACUUUCAUCCCAUUGCUCAUUUUCCAGGUCCUAAGCUUGCCGGCCUUACAAGAUGGUAUGAGUUCUACUACGAAAUCGUCCAGAAAGGCCAGAUGACCUUUCAUAUCCAGAAUCUCCACAAGAAAUAUGGUCCCAUCGUACGCGUCACUCCAAAUGAAUUGCACGUUCUCGACUCCGACUACUUCGAAGAGCUCUAUGUCAAGUCUGGUAGGCUCGACAAGUAUGCGCCGUUCUCUGCCAGGUUUGGUACCGACGAUACUUUUUUCACCGCGCCACUUCAGGAAGACCACCGUCGCUUGCGCAAUGCCGUAGCCCCCUUCUUCUCUAAGCGAAAAAUCAUGGACUUUCAGCCUGUGGUGCGGGCCAAAUUGAGGAAACUAUGCUCAAACGUCCAAGAAUAUGCGGGAACUGACCGUGUGUUCCCGCUUCACCGUGCCUGGACCGCUUAUGCGGGAGAUGUCGUGACCGAAUUCUGUUUCGCAAAAGCCUACGACCAUCUCGAUUCUCCGGAUUUCAAAGUGACCUUCCACGAAGCGAUGCACGCCGCCUGCGAAUCAUCCAGCGUGCUGAUGCAAUUUCCGUGGUUGUGGCCUGUGAUGAACAGCCUGCCAGAUUGGUUGGUGCUGAGACUCGAGCCGAACAUGUACAUGCACAUUCAAGUGCAACAGGACUUCCAUCGGACCAUCUCCGCACUCAAGGAGGACCACGACGAAUCUAAGAAGAUGGUUGACCAUCCCACGCUGUUCCACGAGAUGCUUCACAGUGACCUUUCCGAGAGGGAGAAGUCAGUCAACCGCAUGGUCCAAGAGGCUCAAGUCAUCAUUGGGGCUGCCAUCUUGACCACGUCCUGGGCCGCUGCGGUGGCCAGCUUCCACAUCAUUGACAAGCCCGACAUCUUCAGGAAGUUACGUGCCGAGCUUGAAGAGGCCAUUCCCGACCCAUCCUCGCAGCUCGACUGGCAGAAUCUUGAACAGUUACCCUACUUGACAGGGUGUAUCAAAGAGGGUAUCAGACUAGCAUAUGGGAUCGCUUCGCGGCUGCCUCGGGUCGCCCGUCACGAUUUGAAGUACAAAGACUGGGUGAUCCCGGCAGGCACACCAGUCUCCAUGACUAUCGUCGACAUGAAUCAUGACGAGGAUAUCUUCCCUCAAUCACAUUCGUUCAUUCCAGAGAGGUGGCUGAACAACCCAACCACAAAGGACGGCCAACCGCUAGAGCGGUACUUUAUUGGGUUUGGGAGAGGAACAAGGCAAUGUAUUGGGUUGAAUCUUGCUCAAGCUGAGCUGUACAUGGGGCUUGCAUCGAUCUUUAGGAGGUUCUCCUUUGAGCUGUACGAGACUGACGUGUCGGAUACGGUGUUAGCCCACGAUUAUUUCGUGCCAACUGUCAAGCUCGACACCAAAGGGAUCCGAGUCAAGGUGAAAUCGGUGGAAAAGUAG
This is a messenger RNA of Fonsecaea nubica, 1548 nucleotides long. RefSeq lists its product as hypothetical. The transcript is spliced from 4 exons. Gene Ontology annotation, molecular function: oxidoreductase activity, acting on paired donors, with incorporation or reduction of molecular oxygen; heme binding; monooxygenase activity. NCBI's taxonomy places the organism in Eukaryota, Fungi, Ascomycota, Eurotiomycetes, Chaetothyriales, Herpotrichiellaceae. The record is from RefSeq and is a predicted model, not a curated record. Bases 1 to 1548 code for a protein of 515 amino acids.